AUGCACAUUCCAGAGCAGAAAGCUUCCAACUUUGGCACCGCCUCUCCGCGGAACAUAUCCCGAAGCUCAACACCGCAACCCAAGGCUGCCGAGUCUGAGAAUGCGAAAUCCGGUUUGCAGAGGUCGCAAGGCCGCGACCAUACCGUAUCCCAUAUCCACCGCAUCAGCGCAGCUCGUUAUCCAAAAGACUGCCCUCCUCUAAAACCUAGGUGGUUCUACGCGGUUGAUAUGCCCAAGUCAAAAGAGUCAUUCUGGGGGAAAGAUUCAAACGCUCCGGCUCCUAAAUUUCAGGCAUCACCCAAGAAAUUUGUUCCCUUUUCGAUUCGAGAUUCUCAGUCUAUAGAGGCUGCUUUCCAAAAUCUUGCAGACCAAGAAGAUGCGGGCAAUUCAUCCAAAUUAAAUGGCGUCUCGACAGGUGACCCUCCCCAAAAUGUCAAGGUCCCUGUCAACGAAGACUUCUUAUUCGAUGUCGACGUUCAGAACAGAGAACUAGGCCCUGCCUACUGGUUGGGACCGAUAUAUGAGGUUAGACGUGGCACCUGGUUCUUUCAGGAAGGCUCAACGCUUCGCCCGUGUGAUGAGAAUCUUGCAACUCAGCUGGAGGAGGGCUAUUUGAAAGUGAAACCUUGGAACAUCCAGCGCGAACGGGGUCCGAGCAAUCCAUUACCAAAUACGUCGCCAAACUCAGAUGACACUAAAGCGGAAUCGAACCCCAGUCCCGACCAAUGCAGCACAGAGAGUAUGGAUGCAGCGAGAAGCGGAGCGGAGUCGACUUCAUCUCUGCCCAAUACUGUAAAUCUAACUUACCGUCUUUUUGGAUCCUAUAUGAACAACACCGUUGCUUACCAGGAUGCGUCUACCGUGUGGCUUAUGUCUGAUGAUUUCAUGUCCCGGAUGAGUAAUACCGUAUACCAGCGACUAGGUGCUCCUGCGGGAACGAAAAUCGUCCGCGGGUAUUCGGAAAGCAAGAAAUCUAAAGAACCAGCAGACGGGAAAAGUGGUGAAAUAACCCAUAAGGACCUUAAUAAAUCGAGCAAGCGACGAUCGGGUCCCGCAGGUUCUUUGACUUCGCUGUCUAUGCUAGAUGACAAAGUUCAGGAGCAGCCGCUUGCCUCCUUGGAGCGUCAGAGAAGCCCACUACAGCGUCAGAUGUCGUCUCUAACUGGGGAACCGCAAGAUGACGAACAACUGGAAGAGGAGGCUCGAAAGCAGGAGGAGAAAGAGAUGGAGGAUUCAGGAGAGGUUGAAGGCGAGGACGGAGAAAGGGAAAUUGACCAUCUUAUUCUUGUUACCCAUGGAAUUGGCCAGAGAUUGGGAUUGCGCUUGGAUAGUAUUAAUUUUGUGCACGACGUUAAUACACUCCGGAAGACCUUGAAGAGUGUCUACGCCGCGUCUCCUGAUUUACAGGCUCUUAACUCCGAAGUUGGAACAGAACUGAAGAACUGUCGUGUCCAGGUCCUUCCUGUGUGUUGGAGGCAUUUGCUUGACUUCCCGAAACAAGGCCUCAAGCAAAAUCGAAAAGAACUCGAUCUUGCCGCCGCUGAUAUGAUGACAGCUGAAGAUGAACAAUAUCCUAGUCUAGCUGAUAUUACGCUGGAAGGGGUUCCUGCAGUCCGAAAUCUUAUCACAGAUUUGGCGAUGGAUGUUCUGCUUUACCAGAGUGCCUACCGAGAACAUAUAGCGGGAAUCGUGCAGAGGGAAUGCAAUCGCAUAUACAAGCUUUUCAAGGCUCGCAAUCCUAAUUUUAAAGGUUCUGUCAGCCUCUGCGGUCAUUCCCUUGGCAGCGCAAUACUUUUCGAUAUCCUCUGCCAUCAGUCAGAGAAUUCCACACAUGUCAAGUCGACGAAUCGCGGCUCCCGUAGCAGAACAUCCGACGAUCAUAAAUCCGAAUCUUUUCCUUUGGACUUUGAGUGCUCUGAUUUUUUUUGCCUUGGUUCUCCAAUUGCCCUUUUCCAGAUGCUCAGGGGCAAGACAAUUGCGGCACGGAAGUUGAGAAGUUCAAGGCUUCCGCACGCACCGCAGAACCCCAUCUCAACAGAAACAUCCCGAAUGGACUCGAGCGGAUGCCCUAAUUUCACGAAUUCAGUGUCGUCGCCAAAAUGUGAUCAGCUUUUCAACAUCUUUCACCCAUCCGAUCCUAUUAGUUAUCGCAUCGAACCAUUAAUAUCCCCGGCCAUGGCUGCACUGAAACCUCAACCACUGCCGUUCAUCAAGCGUACAAUCUGGAGCGCGUCAAGUCAGAGUCUCACCAACAUCAGUACUCGAGUUGGUCAAAGCGUUGGAUCGCUUUGGUCCAACUUUGCCUCAGGGGUUGCGAGCAGUCUGUUAAAUCGUAGCCUAGGCUUGAGUGAAGGUUCUAAACCCCAACAGACCGCUGGAGGACACCAAAAGUCAGAUAGUACAGGAUCCGAGUUGGAUAGCGAACAGCCAGAGACGACAAGCGGCGAUGUGGCCAACACGGCGAACCGAUCUCAAAAAUAUCCGACCCUCAUUGAUGCGAAUAUCGAAACGCUCUAUGAUGGAUUUCAGAAAACCAGAGGCUCGUCGAUCGACAUAUCUGGUGGGUCCUCCUCAUCUUUUGAAGAGAUGGAGGCUGAAAGCCGCGCACGGAAGAUAAGGCUUGAAGAAGCAAAAGUUCGUGCAUUGAAUUCCAAUGGACGCGUUGACUACAGUAUACAAGAAGGGGCAUUUGAUAUAUCCCUUAUUGCCAGCAUUGCCAGUCAUCUCUCAUACUGGGCUGAUGAGGACGUUUGCCAUUUCAUCAUGUCGCAGAUGCUAUUGAGAGCGCGUAGAGGGCGUAGAGAUGAUUUCCCUCCUGUUAAACCCUCCGCCAUCGCCUUGGGCACCGUCUUCAACCAUGUUGCGUCGUUGGGUGUCCUAGCCCCUGUAUUCGGGGACACCUACCACCGUGCGCAGGCCGCAAACUCAAAAGAAGAAUUCUUCAAGUCCAAGGAAACUGCAUCAGCCGCAGCGGCAUGGAGCAGUUCGUUAGUCGGCAGCGCUGUACAGACCUAUGGCGUCGCUGCGCUCAUUAACGCCACGGGAACGUUGACUUACAAGGGUGCUGCGUACUUGGGGAGCUUGAUUUUCUUUGCUAGCUCCGCCCCAUCUUUUAUUUCACAAGUCGUUACGGAGAAACGGCCGUUGGAUACUAUUGCAGUGGGCGCCGUGGCAAGAGUCUUCGAGACUGUUGGAUUGAGCUUGUUCCUCACCUGGUGGGGCACGAGAACCAACCCCUUUGAUUAG
Molecule: messenger RNA, 3246 nt
Organism: Paracoccidioides brasiliensis Pb18
Exons: 4
Coding region: 1-3246 (1081 amino acids)
Cellular component (GO): cytoplasm
Molecular function (GO): glycerophospholipase activity; metal ion binding
Source: RefSeq, a predicted model, not a curated record